AUGACAUCAAACGGUGGUAUUCCGGUGUUAAUGCCUCCAUUCUACGUACCACAACGAGUAAUUGUACCAGGCACUCCAAUUGGCUUUGGGUUAACAACAAAUUUACUCUCAAGUACUAAUUUAUCUUUAUUUCAAACAAUGCCAUCACCUGUAAUUGGUGUUGAUUCGCGUCCAUUGUUGUCAAAGAAAGGUGAUUUACGUGAUCCUAAUAAUUGGAGAGGUAUAACGCUACUGUCAAUACCUGGGAAAGUGCUUUGUGGAAUAUUAGCAGAUAGAAUAAGAUCAGCAAUAGAGAAAGUUUUACGUGAAGAACAAGCCGGCUUUAGACCAAAUAGAAGACAAAGAUGUAUUCUUUCACCUUUACUGUUUAUUAUUGCGAUUGAUCGGGUACUUCAAAAAGCUCUGAAAGAUCAAAAGUUAGGAGUUAAAUUGAAUUAUAAACAGGAAAUAGAAGAUUUGAAUUUUGCAGACGAUAUCGUACUUAUAGCUGAUAAUACACAGAAAAUGCAAGAAAAAACAGAUCGUAUAGAUACUCAUAGUAAAUCAAUAGGAAUGGACAGGGAUAGGCUCGCUAAACAGAUAUUACAAUGGGAACCACAAGGAGGAGAAACAAGAAUGGGAAGACCACCAACAUCAUGGAGAGAAACAAUUACUAGAGACUUAAAGGAAAUGGGAUUGAUUUACGAUGAAGCUAUACAGUUGGCAAGAAACAAAAACGAAUGGGAUGCAUUUUUAUUGCCCAUUGCACCAAAUGGUGACUGGUCAAAUAGAUAG
Messenger RNA from Didymodactylos carnosus, 774 nucleotides. Lineage: Eukaryota; Metazoa; Rotifera; Eurotatoria; Philodinida; Philodinidae. The record is from the annotation of a GenBank genome assembly.